Molecule: messenger RNA, 960 nt
Organism: Alternaria ethzedia
Lineage: Eukaryota; Fungi; Ascomycota; Dothideomycetes; Pleosporales; Pleosporaceae
Exons: 3
Coding region: 1-960 (319 amino acids)
Source: RefSeq, a predicted model, not a curated record
AUGGCUCUAUCCAUUGCCACCGGCAUACUUCAGGUCAUGCAGGCGAAUGCUGGAAACGGCAAGCACGCUGCCCUAAUCGAGUUUCCAACCGGAGUUGAAAUCAUCUUGAAGUACCUCUUCUGGAGUAUCAUCUGCUACAACGCCAGCCUUAUGUUCACUAAAGUGUCCAUUCUCUUGCAAUACGGCCGGAUCUUUACUGUGCGCGAGAUGCGCAUCCCACUCCACAUCGUCAUGGCCGUGUGCGUCCUUUGGGGUGUGAGUACAAUCAUCACCUCUAUCUUCACAUGCGUCCCUGUCCACGCCUACUGGAAGAUCCUGGAGCAGCCGACUUCGAAGUGUAUCGACAACAAGACGAUUUGGUAUGUGAACGCCAGCAUCAACAUCGUAACCGAUCUUCUCGUCGCCUUCCUUCCCGUUCGCGUCAUCUGGACCUUGCAGAUUGCCAUGCGUCAAAAGAUUGCUCUCUUGGCGAUCCUGACCAUUGGUUGGUUCGUCUGUGUCGUAUCGAUCCUCCGCCUCCACGCCCUCGUUGUCCUGGUCGCGCAUCCCGACGACAACACUUACUACAGUGCACCGACAGCCUACUGGUCCGCGAUCGAGAUGAACCUAGCCAUCGUCUGCGCAUCGCUUCCCGCGCUCAAGCCCCUUGUUGUCAAGAUUAUCCCGGGCUUCUCUUCAUCGCUCAAUGUCAGCAGGGCAUAUGGGGGUGGGACUGGUACUGGAGCCAGCACGAAGCAAAUUGGUGUCAGGAGCACAGCAAGACGCAUCGACGAUGACUUUGAACUGGGUCGGCCAGGUAGCACAACACCUUAUCAGACGACCUCCGAAGAAGGCGGCAUGUUUGGUAAAAACAUUUACGUUUCGCGGCAUUUCGAGCAGCAUUUCGAACAAAGUUCGCGGAUCAGCGACAGCGAGAGCCAGAAGGAUCUUGUUGCUGAGCCAAAGUCGGUACUUCAUUGA